Molecule: messenger RNA, 1713 nt
Organism: Colletotrichum godetiae
Lineage: Eukaryota; Fungi; Ascomycota; Sordariomycetes; Glomerellales; Glomerellaceae
Product: efflux pump
Exons: 9
Coding region: 1-1713 (570 amino acids)
Biological process (GO): transmembrane transport
Cellular component (GO): plasma membrane
Molecular function (GO): transmembrane transporter activity
Source: RefSeq, a predicted model, not a curated record
AUGGAGAAACCCGUCAAUGACACUUCCGUGUCCCUCGGCGCGCCGGAGGAACGCAAUCACGUUGGCGAGGUAGCCCCGAAAGAGCUCGAAAACACACAGGACGUGGUAGAGGAUGUCGAAAAACGGGAGUACCUUUCCGGUGUCCAGCUCUGGCUGGUGCUUGCUUCCGUCACUCUUGUUGCCUUCGUCAUGCUCCUCGACAUGUCCAUCAUCGCAAUUCCUCAAAUCACAAACGACUUCCAUUCCCUUGGCGACGUCGGGUGGUACGGCAGCGCCUUUCUCCUGGCCAACUGCGCCCUGCAGCCUCUAGCUGGCCGGCUAUACACAUUGACGAGCUACAAGUACACUUUUCUUGCCUUUCUCUUCGUCUUCGAGAUCGGAUCUGCCGUUUGCGGAUCUGCCCAAUCGUCCAAGGCAUUGAUCGUCGGCCGAGCCGUGGCCGGCAUUGGUGGUUCUGGUAUCAUGAACGGUGCCCUCACCAUCGUCUCUGCCAGUUCCCCCAUAGACAAGCAACCGCUCAUGGUAGGGACCAUGAUGGGAUUGAGCCAAAUGGGCAUCGUGUGUGGACCGCUAGUUGGAGGCGCUUUCACACAGGGAGCUAGUUGGCGAUGGUGCUUUUACGUCAACCUACCCAUUGGUGCUCUGGCGGCCGUUCUGCUCCUCACCAUUCGCAUCCCUGAUCAUCGCUCCUCUGAGAUUGCGUCUGGUCAAACGCGUUUGAGAACAAUAGUUUCCAAGCUCGACCUGACUGGCUUCCUCUUUUUCGCUGGCUUUGCCGUCAUGGUGGAGCUGGCACUCUCGUGGGGAGGGUCCGACUACCCCUGGAACAGUCCAACCGUGAUCGGUCUGUUCUGCGGGGCCGCCGUCUCCUUGGCGAUCUUUGUGGCAUGGGAGCACCGCGUUGGUGACGAUGCCAUGAUCCCAGGCUCUGUUGCCUGCCGGCGUGAAGUCUGGAGCGCUUCCCUUUACCUAGGCUUCUUUUCUGGCGCGCUACUAUGCUUCUCAUACUACAUGCCCAUCUACUUCCAAGCCGUCAAAGGAGCAUCCGCUCUUAUGAGCGGUGUCUAUCUCCUCUCCGGGAUCUUGCCUCAGCUAGUCAUGGCAAUCUUGUCCGGCGCACUCAUUGGAAAAAUGGGAUACUAUUUACCCUGGGCAUUGGCUAGUUCCGCUAUCAUGCUUGUUGGCGCUGGUUUGACGACAACCCUAACGGUCAAGGCAACGGUUCCCCAGUGGGUUAUGUAUCAGUUCGUCGCCGGAUUCGGUCGAGGCUGUGGCAUGCAAACGCCCGUCAUUGCGAUCCAAAACACGCUCCCAACCAGACAGAUCCCGCUCGGCAUGUCACUGGUCAUCUUCACGCAGACCUUCGGAGGGUCCCUCGCGCUGACGAUUGCGCAACUCGUCUUCAACAGCUGCUUGGAAGCGGCCAUUCCCAAGUUCGCCCCUACGGCAAACGUGGACGCCAUAACGUAUGCUGGCGCGACUGGCUUCUCCUCGGUGGUCACUCCAGACGAGCUUUCUGGCGUUCUGCGCUCUUACGCCUAUGCCAUCGACAAGACUUUCUAUGUUGCGCUGGGUGCUUCAGCUGGGACAUUUUUGUUUGCUUGGGGCAUGGGAUGGCGAAAGAUUCAGCAAAAGAAGGGCAAUAAUACUUCGGGCGUUCAAAGUCAACCAGCGGCGGGUGAUGGAAGCAGAACAGAAAGAAACGAGGUUUAG